Aspergillus steynii IBT 23096 is the source of this 1377-nucleotide messenger RNA. Its product is annotated as DUF1776 domain-containing protein. NCBI's taxonomy places the organism in Eukaryota, Fungi, Ascomycota, Eurotiomycetes, Eurotiales, Aspergillaceae. The record is from RefSeq and is a predicted model, not a curated record. The transcript has 4 exons. Bases 1 to 1377 code for a protein of 458 amino acids.
AUGACCAGCGACGACCAGUUUUUCUUUGACUAUCUCGCGUCGAUACCCCAUGACGUAAGAAGAUAUUCCCUCCAGGUUGCAGACUCGAUCGACCGACAAGUCGACAUUGCCGCCAAAACAAUUAAAGAUACGUUGUCGAGUCAAUCAUGGCUCCCUUCCUCCGUCCAACCGAUACCACCGCCUCGUCCUCGUGCUCCCCAGUCUUUGAGCGACCGUGCCUAUGAUUGGGCCCUUCGACACCGAGCAUGGAGUGCAGCUCUUCUCGCCUUUAUAGGAACCAGUUCUGUCCUAUACCUGGGCAGCAAGAAGUUCAGUGGUAAACGGAGGAAGGCUAGGAGGGCUGGAAAUGGUGCCCGGAAGGAAAUAAUAGUUGUCGUUGGAUCGCCACUUGAGCCGAUGACCAAGGCGAUUUCAGUAGAUCUGGAGCGCCGAGGAUACAUUGUGUACGUUACGGUCUCGUCGGCAGAAGAGGAGCAUAUCAUCCGGUCGCAAAAUACCGAGGACAUUAGACCCCUCUCGCUUGAUCUCACAAUGUCGCCUUCAUCGCCUUCAGAGCUCCACCCGUCGUUGUAUGACAUUCGUUCUUUGAUAACCCAGCCGCAGUCGCCGAUGGCAGGCGUGCCGCCGCACACCUGUCAACUCAGCGGCGUCGUCCUCGUUCCCUCUCCGAACUACGUGACUGGCCCCGUCGCCACGAUCCCUCCAUCCGCAUGGGCCGAUAGCAUCAACGCGCGGCUGUUGUCGCCUAUCUUGACUACACAGCUCCUUUUGCCCCUUCUUACCCUCCGCAACACAAAUAGUACCAUCGUUCUGGUCUACCCCUCGAUAUCAUCUUCGUUAUCGGCUCCAUUCACAGGCCCCGAGGUCACCGUUACCCGGGCUAUGGCAGGCUUUGCAACAUCACUUCGACGAGAGCUGUGCCUCCUGCAGCAUAGCAACAUCGAUGUGGUGGAAUUGAAACUUGGAAAUGUCGACCUCGGACCGCAGUACCGCAGCCCUCAGAGCCACAUCACCGGAACAGAGGUCCUUUCGUGGAGCACGCAACAGCGAUCACUCUAUGGUUCCCAGUAUCUUUCCAGCAUUGAGCAGCGGCCGGUUGCGUCGGCCGGACCCGGCAUGAUACGCGGCUCUCCGGCCAGGUGCCUCCACUAUGCGGUGAUGGACGCGUUGGAGCCACCUUCCAAGGAUAUUUUCGGACGGAGAAAGUCCAAGACGCCCGUCUUUUAUGUCGGACGAGGUGCGCGCACCUACAGCAUCAUCGGCGAGUGGGUUCCGGCCGGCUUAGUUGGGUGGAUGCUCGGCAUCCGCAGUGGACAAACCACACCAGCAGAGAGUGCCAGCGGAAGCAGCAGCGAGACGAGCUGGGAACGAGUAUGA